UAUUUAAUAUUUUUUAGAUAACCUAUUCGUUUUCUAUUUUUUCCAAAAAUGGUUGGUGCUGACAAUGAGUCAAAUUUUAAAAUUUCUGCUGUAAUUGGAUUUACUGUGCCUACUUCUAGUCUUCAAAGACAAACCCCAAUAUCUGGUCAUUUGGAAUUUGAUGCGGAUAAGAAUUCUCUUAUCAUUUCAUUCAAAUAUAUACGCAAAACUGUAUUUAUACCAAUGAACUGCAUCGUACCGCCAACUAAAGAAACUUGUCCUCGUGGAACUAUUUAUACUUUUGACUUCGACAUUCGUGAUUUUAAGUACAAGCAAUGUUUUCUCAGAAACAUGUCUGAGGGUGACAAAAAAUUACUACAUGAUCACAUAAUAAAAACUGUUGGAGUGAAAAAGAAGUUGUAUAAUACAUCGAUUUCAAGCACCAAAUGCGCUGUGCCAAUUGAAGCUCUAAAAGUUGAAGAAUCGAAAGGUUGCUUGACACCUAAACCCCCGAAAAGAAUUGUGCCGCUUGGUUAUGACUCUCUCCCUCGGAGGCCCAAGCGUGUGAUGCCACCUGAAUUUCAAAAAGUUGAGGACUCAAAACGAGUUAUGACUCCUGAACCUCAAAAAACAAGUAUGCUGCAAGAUUUUGAGUCAGUUCCUGAAGAAUACAUGCGCGAGGAUGUUCGGACAAGAUUGAGUGAACAUAAAGAAGUGCGGACAGAAUUUUGGGGAAAAUGGGUAAGUGUUUAUUUAAAAAAUUUUGUUGGGUAUUAA
This is a messenger RNA of Meloidogyne enterolobii, 756 nucleotides long. NCBI's taxonomy places the organism in Eukaryota, Metazoa, Nematoda, Chromadorea, Rhabditida, Meloidogynidae. The record is from the annotation of a GenBank genome assembly.